AAGUGGGUGAGGACGGGGAUUCGUCCAUGACCUCCAACGGCCGUUAUAGGAGCCGCGCAUCUGCCUGCCCUUGUAUUCCACUCCACGGUCCACCCCCUGAUGGCCGCCUCCACCUUCCAUCUCUUGCUUCAACUCUCAUCCCUCCUAACUCUCCUCUUUCUUCAAAACGUCCACACGGCCACCACCUCAUGCUGCACCUCUAUCUUUAGCUUCGGCGACUCCCUUGCCGACACCGGCAACUUUCUCUACUCCUCCAGAGACAACCCCAGAGCCAUCGCCCGGCUUCCAUACGGCGAGACUUACUUCCAUCGCCCCACCGGCCGGUACACCGAUGGGCGACUCAUCAUCGAUUUCAUUGCACAAGACAUCGGAAUCCCGCUCGUGCCACCGUAUCUAGAAGGGCCUGGCGAUCAUGGAUUCCGGCAAGGGGUUAACUUUGCGGUGGCAGGGGCGACGGCACUCGACAACGACUUCUUUAGGGAGAAGGGACUCGAUAUUAGUUGGACCGAGUACUCAUUGGGCACUCAAAUUGAGUGGUUCAAGCAACUGCUGCCUUCCCUCUGCUCCUCGAGUUCGGACUGCAAAGGCAUCUUAAGCAGCUCGCUUUUCCUCAUGGGGGAAAUAGGAGGCAACGACUACAAUCAUCCAUUCUUCCAAGGAAGAACCGUGGAUGAGAUACGGACCUUUGUUCCCAGCGUCAUCUCUGCCAUUAGCUCAGCUAUCAAUGUUUUGAUCCAACUUGGGGCAAAGACAAUGGUUGUACCUGGUAAUUUCCCAAUCGGAUGCGUCUCCCGGUAUCUUCAAACCUUCCAAAGCCAAAGGAAAGAAGACUAUGACUCGGAAACGGGUUGCAUCAAGUGGCUGAAUGAGUUCGCGGAAUACCACAAUCGACUACUUGUAGAUGAGCUGGAUCACCUUCGGCAACUUCACCCGCAUGUCACCAUCAUCUAUGCUGACUAUUACGAAGCCUUGCUCCACAUUUUCCGUUUUCCAACACAAUUUGGGAUGAUGGGUGUGCCUGUAGGAUUUAAAGAGCCACCUCUGGCGGCAUGCUGUGGAGCCGGGGGUCCCUAUAAUGUCUUUGUGGCGUGCGGAGAUCGAGCGGCCACGGUUUGCAAUGAUCCAUCAAAAUACGUGUGCUGGGACGGAAUACACCUAACGGAGGCAGCUUACGGGACGAUUGCGCAAGGCCUAUUGGAAGGAUCAUACGCCACUCCUCCCAUUACCCAAGCAUGCGCACACAUAAGGCAGAGUGCCGCUCACAGCCUGCAUCCAAUGCAGUGAAUAAACCAAUAAUGUCUUCUACUAAUGCGGAACGGGGGAAAAAUAAGAAUGCAAUAAAAAAAAAAAAAAAAAAAAA
Molecule: messenger RNA, 1360 nt
Organism: Elaeis guineensis (African oil palm)
Lineage: Eukaryota; Viridiplantae; Streptophyta; Magnoliopsida; Arecales; Arecaceae
Product: GDSL esterase/lipase At1g28650
Molecular function (GO): hydrolase activity, acting on ester bonds
Source: RefSeq, a predicted model, not a curated record